AUGAAAUUGUGGCUUCACGCACUUCAAGCUGCGGUCACUUCUGAUGCAUUAUACAAAGCAAAAUCUAAACGUCAAUUGCGACAAAUCAUUCCUGCACUUUUAAAAAAUUUAACUGAUGGCGAGAUUGGUUUAGAACACUUACAAAGAAUCGAAAUGGAACAAAUGAAUAAUAAUGGUGAUGAUCAUUCAAACCCAAAUCAAUUUUCCAUAGAUUCUACAACAAUUUCAGCUGAAGGAAAUGCGCGCUUAGCUUAUAAUUGUUACAAACAAGUAUUUACAUAUGCCAAUACCUCAAAUAUUAAUAUGUCCCUUAAGCCAACUUUUGCCUUUCUAGAUGAUAAUAAUCUUUGGUUACCGUCAUCCUUUGGUAUUAGUUUAGCUUUUGUUGUCGUCUCUUCCUUGCAGAACUUGGAUGAUUUUAAAAGUUUAAACAAUAUUCGAGAUGAUGUGGAAGCAGCAGAAAAAGAAAAAGGGAAGGAAGAUUAG
This is a messenger RNA of Entrophospora sp. SA101, 486 nucleotides long. Lineage: Eukaryota; Fungi; Glomeromycota; Glomeromycetes; Entrophosporales; Entrophosporaceae. The record is from the annotation of a GenBank genome assembly.